AUGGGCCGUACAGAGGAGUCAUUAAUCCGGGAACUAUUUAGCAACCUAACUUGUGAUGGCAGGACUCCCUCCCAACUUCUUCGUUAUAUGAAAAGCCGACUCGGCAAAAAUACCAUGGCCGACUCUAUAUUAAAAAGCUUGUGGCUGGACCGUCUCCCCACCACCAUAACCCAAAUUUUGGCGCCAAUGUCCGAAAACACCUCGAUCGAUCAAUUAGCGGACGCCGCGGAUCGUAUUUUCUCGCAACUGGAUAAUCAGACAACGCCGGUACACAGUGCUGAAGCGACUGGGGACCACAGGUCCUUGGAAAAAACAGUCGAGGAUUUGCAGCGCCAAGUUAAGGAUUUAACAUUGGCUCUAAAGAGCCGUGGUCGAAGCCGGUUCCCUUCCCGCCGGCGCUUCAGAAGUCGACCACGCUCGUCCAGUCGAGAUAAGGAUGCCACUCCUACUAUGUGUUACUACCACCGAAGAUUUGGGUCUAAAGCUCAUUACUGCGUCAAGCCGUGUACUUAUACUGCGGUCGCGGAAAACAAAACCGCCAGCGAGUGA
Messenger RNA from Acanthosepion pharaonis, 549 nucleotides. NCBI's taxonomy places the organism in Eukaryota, Metazoa, Mollusca, Cephalopoda, Sepiida, Sepiidae. The record is from the annotation of a GenBank genome assembly.